GUCACAGAGGCGCUGGCAUCGCAAAGUAGAGUGUCAAGUAAAUGCGGCGUUUUGUUUUGGGUUUUUCACUGCGAGAUUUUCUGCGGAAAAUUGUGGUUUUUACUUAAGAUUACGAAGAUAUUUAGUUGGAUAUCAUUAGAGAGGAGUUCAAAGAAGACCUGUGCACUGAAUAAAUGCACAGGAGUUUGUGGAUUUUAGUGUAAAACAGUGAUUUAGCAAUUCUAACCUCAAAAUGGCUGGUGUUUUGUUUGAGGAUAUCUUCAAUGUGAAAGAUAUGGAUCCGGAAGGGAAGAAAUUUGAUCGUGUUAGUCGAUUGCACUGUGAAUCUGAGUCCUUCAAGAUGGAUCUCAUCUUGGACAUCAAUUGCUGGCUCUAUCCCAUGGAGCUGGGUGACAAAUUCCGCCUGGUUUUGGCCACAACUCUCUACGAAGACGGACAUCCAGGAAGUGGAGAGUACAAUCCACUCGAGACAGAAGGAACCCGCGCUGAUAGUUUUGAGUAUGUGAUGUAUGGGAAAAUCUACCGGAUAGAAGGUGAUGAGGCACAUACAGAAGCUUCCAGUCGUCUGUCGGCCUAUGUGUCCUUCGGAGGUCUCCUCAUGCGCCUCCAGGGUGACGCCAACAAUCUCCAUGGGUUCGAAGUGGAUCAGAAUAUCUACUUGCUGAUGAAGAAACUGGCUUUUUGAGUUCAGAAGUUUGUAUAUUUCAUAAAAUUAAAAAUUUUCAGCAUUUUUUUUUCACAACA
Phlebotomus papatasi is the source of this 744-nucleotide messenger RNA. RefSeq names its product DNA-directed RNA polymerases I, II, and III subunit RPABC3 (gene Rpb8). Gene Ontology annotation, cellular component: RNA polymerase III complex; RNA polymerase I complex; RNA polymerase II, core complex. The transcript is spliced from 2 exons. Bases 233 to 685 code for a protein of 150 amino acids. The record is from RefSeq and is a predicted model, not a curated record. Gene Ontology annotation, biological process: DNA-templated transcription. Gene Ontology annotation, molecular function: DNA-directed RNA polymerase activity. NCBI's taxonomy places the organism in Eukaryota, Metazoa, Arthropoda, Insecta, Diptera, Psychodidae.